Messenger RNA from Phaedon cochleariae (mustard beetle), 300 nucleotides. Lineage: Eukaryota; Metazoa; Arthropoda; Insecta; Coleoptera; Chrysomelidae. The record is from the annotation of a GenBank genome assembly.
AUGGGAGGCAAAGACGGGGGGGCCACGAGCCUCGAGGCCACUCUGGGCUGCCUGUGGGUGGCCACGCUGGUCUUGGCCACAGUGUCGGCGGUGCUGGUGGGGGUGGGGGUGGCGACCAAUCAGUGGCUGCACACGGCGGAGAAGAUGGCCAAUCCGACGUACAACGGCACGGGGGAGAAGGACUAUCUGCGCCGUUUCGCCUUACUUGUCAAAUGUCAAAGCGACCUAUCCGAACGUAAUCGUUCGGAAGCCAGAGGGUUCAAAGAAGUCACUACUACAAAUAGGAUGAUGUGUGAUUGA